This is a messenger RNA of Penicillium paradoxum, 1200 nucleotides long. RefSeq names its product glutaminyl-peptide cyclotransferase family protein. Gene Ontology annotation, molecular function: glutaminyl-peptide cyclotransferase activity; zinc ion binding. Bases 1 to 1200 code for a protein of 399 amino acids. The record is from RefSeq and is a predicted model, not a curated record. The transcript has a single exon. NCBI's taxonomy places the organism in Eukaryota, Fungi, Ascomycota, Eurotiomycetes, Eurotiales, Aspergillaceae.
AUGUCUCCGGCUUAUCGCAGCCCACCGGGCGUUGUGUCACUUUGGCUAGGCCUCCUUAUUAUCCUACUGUCAUGCGUAAAUGCGUAUGAGAAAAUAUCAGAUGAGACUCUGACCGCUCUAUCACGGCCGCAGAACGACUUUGACAUUCACAAUGGCGCACUGUUGUCACCUAUACUAAGGACCCGCGUUCCUGGCACCCCCGGCUCCACCGCAGUGCUCAAUCACUUUGCUGAUUUCUUUCGAACCACAUUGCCUAAAUGGAAAAUUGAGAUCCAUAACUCUACAUCCAAAACACCACUUUCAAAGGGGAAGGAGGUGCCUUUUCGAAACUUCAUCGCUACUCGCGAUCCUCCUUGGGCUUCGGUUGGAGACGUCAACCGGUUGACUCUUGUCGCCCAUUAUGACAGCAAGGUGGCGCCCGAAGGCUUCAUCGGAGGGAUUGAUAGUGCAGCGCCAUGUGCCAUGAUUAUGCAUGCUAUGCGCAGUAUCGAUGGCGCGCUGGAGAAGAAAUGGUCUGCAUUGAAGGAGCAGGGACUAUAUGAGUUCCUCGACGAGGCACAGGGUCUCCAGGUCAUUUUUCUGGAUGGCGAAGAAGCUUUCAAAGAGUGGACUGCCACGGAUUCUCUUUACGGGGCUCGCGCGCUGGCUACACAUUGGGAUGACCAAUUCUACCCUGCGAUGUCGGAAUUCAAGACUCCUUUGUCCUCAAUCUCUCUUUUCGUUCUUUUGGAUCUACUAGGUUCAAAAUCUCCGACAAUUCACUCUUAUUACCCGACCACUCACUGGGCUUACCAAAACCUGGGUGCUCUUGAAAAGCGAUUCAAGUCACUAAAGCAAUUCAAAACAGCCGCGGCCGAUCCUUGGUUUGUGGAUACUGAAAAGGAUGGACACAAAAUUUUGGCUUUGGGGGGUAUUCAAGAUGACCACCUUCCCUUCCUCGCAAAGGGGGUUGAGAUCCUCCAUCUCAUCGACUAUAGUCCCUUCAAAGGAUUUCCAUCUGUUUGGCAUACAAUCGACGACGAUGGCGAACAUCUUGAUUUAGAUACUGUCGAAGACUGGAGCAUGCUGGUUACUGCUUUUGCUGCUGAGUGGAUGGGGCUAGAAGGUUACUUCGACCACUCAUCUACCCCUAACGCACGCAGUGACGAAGACUCUACUGAGUUGGAGGCGAUUCGCUUGGAUAGGAAGACUGAGUUGUAA